ACUCAGCCGUAAUGUUGGAUUCUUAUCCAAAGUCGAUCCAAUCCAGUUAUAACCGCUGUUUGCCGUGUUCACGUUCGUUUCGGAAUAUCCACCAAACAAGUUACAGAACAUCUCAAGCAAUGACAGAAGUUAUCAGCUGGUGACACUGCAACAAGUGUCAUUGGGGACUCCUAGAAGCCAUUUCUUCUCACGCUGCCUAUUUUGUGUAUCAUCCACGAAUGGCUUCCACGAACGAAGCAUCGCCCUCCGCUUCCUUGACAUCACUGGUCGGUGUCACGGAGCAGCAAAGCCUUGUUUGUUCUAUUAUUCCACCAAUGCUCUACGACAGUCACAAAGGUCAAGCUGGCAGGGUCGGGAUAGUUGGAGGGUCGAGUGAAUUUACGGGUGCACCUUUUUAUGCGGCCAUGGCAGCACUGAAACUUGGUGCAGACCUUGCGUAUGUAUUCUGUCCAUCAUCUGCCGCCGUUGCUAUAAAGUCGUACAGCCCCGAGCUCAUGGUAUCUCCGGUGCUGGAUGCUCCUAAUGCUUUAGACCGUCUUCGAAACGAUUAUCUCCCUCGACUGCACAGUCUUAUCAUUGGUCCAGGCCUGGGACGCAGUGAUAAACUUCUCGACCUUCUACCAGGACUGCUGUCAAAGGCUCGAGAACUUCACCUGCCUAUCGUAAUUGACGCCGAUGGACUUCACUUUGUGAGCCUUAAACCGGAGAUGGUACGUGGAUACCAGCGGGCUAUACUUACUCCUAAUGUGCCAGAGAUGGAGCGGUUGCACAACGCUGUUUUGGGAUACCCUCCUCCAGAGGACAAAUACGCUGCGGUGCAAGGCUUGGCGCGUGCUUUGGGCAACGUAACGGUGAUAGCGAAAGGAAAGGACGACAUUAUAUCAGACGGCAAUCUCUGUGUUCCAUGUCGAGAACAGGGUAGUCCUCGUCGAUGCGGCGGUCAGGGCGACGUCUUGGCCGGAAUGGUGGGAACAUUUUCCCAUUGGAGUCACACUGCCCGUGGAGGAGACGAUCUGCCUUUGAGAAGCCACAGUCCAACUCUAAUAGCAGCACUUGGAGGUGCGAUGCUGGUACGCCGCUGCGCUAGGCAGGCGUUCAGGAAGUGCUCCAGGAGUAUGCUCACAACAGACAUUCUACGCGAGAUAAGGACUAGCUUUGCUGCGCUAUUUCCCGUGGAUUGAAUGAUUUUAGGACAGAAGAAAUGAGCAGACGGCAUGUGACACAUCGAACAGAAGAGUCGUAGCAGACGACAUAAUGCUGCUGCCGCGGUCACCAUGGAAACCGCGAACGUGGGUAUGUUUUGUCCGUUGCCACGCAGUUGUAUUUGUCCCGUUGAUGUGUGCCUAAAGAACUGUAUAUACUGUAGAAAGAAGUAUUAAAUUUUAUAAUUUCAAAACAAG
Molecule: messenger RNA, 1400 nt
Organism: Ornithodoros turicata
Lineage: Eukaryota; Metazoa; Arthropoda; Arachnida; Ixodida; Argasidae
Gene: Naxd
Product: ATP-dependent (S)-NAD(P)H-hydrate dehydratase-like
Exons: 1
Coding region: 219-1181 (320 amino acids)
Biological process (GO): metabolite repair
Molecular function (GO): ATP-dependent NAD(P)H-hydrate dehydratase activity
Source: RefSeq, a predicted model, not a curated record